Limanda limanda (common dab) is the source of this 2609-nucleotide messenger RNA. RefSeq names its product SH2B adaptor protein 3 (gene sh2b3). Lineage: Eukaryota; Metazoa; Chordata; Actinopteri; Pleuronectiformes; Pleuronectidae. Gene Ontology annotation, molecular function: transmembrane receptor protein tyrosine kinase adaptor activity. The coding region runs from base 326 to 2554 and encodes 742 amino acids. Gene Ontology annotation, cellular component: plasma membrane. The record is from RefSeq and is a predicted model, not a curated record. The transcript has 8 exons. Gene Ontology annotation, biological process: intracellular signal transduction.
GUCUGAAACUUUCUUCUCCUCCUCCUCUUCCUCCUCUUCCUCCUCGUUUGUGCUCCGCGUGCGGGAUGAGCCGUGGCACGCGCUCACCAUGAGAGAGCUCUUCUUCCCUUUCUUCUUCUCCUCCUCCUCCUCCUUCUCCUCCUCUUCUUCUUCUUCUAGUUCUCCGUGUAGCUCUCUCUCCCUCCGCCGCCUCGCGUUCCUCUAGACGCCUCUCGACCCAGUUCCGUUAUGCGAGCUCCAGCUGGCCGGUCGGUUGUCGUGCUGCGGUCGGUGCCCGUCCGAGAUAACGGAGAACCAGUGAUUCUCAGCCGGUCUGGUUACUGCAAUGAAUGGUAACACUAUCCAUCCAGCCAACACCACCACACCAGCAGGAGGAGGCCCCGGCGUGGCAGCACCCCCGAGAGGCUGGAGCGAGUUCUGCGAGCUGCACGCCAUCGCCACAGCCCGGCAGCUGGCUGGACACUACCGGAGCUUUGCCAGAGAGUGGCCACAGCAUGACGUGCUCCCACCAGAGACUUUCUCCAAGCAGUUUACCGACCUCUUCCAGAAGCACUUCUGCGGCGAGGUUGACAAAGAUGGCAUUCCGCUCAUACAGAACAGAUGCUCUACCUCUACCGGUAGCGCUCCUUCCACAUCUCCAGCCACCCGUCCCCUGCCAUCACAGCCUGUGACUGGUCGAUCCCGGAUCACAUCUUUGUCAGGAGUGCAGGACUAUCGGGAGGCUGCCCGUCAAAGUGGAGGCGCUGCUCUAUUGGCUGUGGUUCCACCAAAAGUGGAGCCGGUGGUGGUGAGCCGGGACCAGGAACAGCCCCUGCAAUGUGCUGCAGGAAACUCCUUGUUGAGAAACCCGGGGGUGCUGAGAGGGUCAACUCGUAGUGUCGGCGGCGGGUCACUGCUGAUGCAUAGCCAUGGCAACGAGGAGAUCUCUGGCACCAAUCGUCGGCGGCUAUCUGACUCCUCAGCCUCCAACCCUGGACACGCUGACGUCACUCACUUCUCUGUCAGUCAGAUCCAGCAGACAGUAAGAAGGCUUUUUAAGAAGCGGCCCUGUCCUAGCCCCCCCACAACCCAGGACCUGUCCUCCAGCAACCCCAACCCCACCACCGCCAACAACAACUCCCCAAAUAAUAGUGGCAGAGUGGGCGGGAUUUACUCAACAAAUGAGGAGGUGUCGUCCUCCUCCUCUUCAUCCCACUCUUCCUCUUGUCUGAUCUCUGAAGCCACCCCCCCAGGCGCUUCACAUUGGUCUGUGGCGGGAGUAGCAUCGCACUUCCUGGAUCGUUUACGUUGGUUACACAGCAGAAGCAUGAGGCAGAGGAGGUCAGAGGUGAGCGGCUGCUGUAAAGAGGGCCAAAUGAGGUACUUAUUGGUGGAGGACACGAUCUCAGACUCUCAGCCCUGCUGGCAACGCUGCCGUCUGCUGGUCAGGAGGAUCAGAGACGCUCAAGGAGGAGGAGGAGGAGGAAGAGGAGGAGGGGAGAGGUACCAGUUGGAGCUCUAUGAUCCUCCAAAGGCGUCCAGCGCCAAGCUGACGACUCAGUGCUCUGACAUCCAAGAAGUCCGUCGAUGCAACCGACUGGAGAUGCCCGACAACUUAAACACAUUUGUUUUAAAGGUUAAUCGAGGUAGUCUGAUAUUUGAGACCGACAACGACCAGCAGGUCAGCUCCUGGACCACAGAGCUGAAAGAAUGUAUCAGCAACAGGUCGGGCAGCGUGGAUCUGGAGCCCCUCCCCUCCCCAGCUGACAGCUCCGUUCCAGCCAAUCGCAGAGGAAGCUCGGCGUCCGCAAGUCAAAUCCCCCCCGCCUUCACCCUGCCGGAGCAGCUCGUCCAGAAGACGGAUCACUUCCUCUUCUCCUACCCAUGGUUCCACGGGCCCAUCUCUCGCGUCAAGGCGGCCCACCUGGUCCAGAGCUCCGGACCCGAGGGACACGGCGUCUUUCUGGUUCGACAGAGCGAGACGCGCCGGGGGGACUACGUCCUCACGUUCAACUACCAGGGGAAAGCAAAGCACCUGCGCCUCUCCCUCACAGAGUGGGGUCAGUGUCGGGUGCAGCACCUGCGCUUCCCCUCCGUCAUGGACAUGCUCAGCCACUUCCGCCUCUUCCCCAUCCCUCUGGAGUGUGGAGCCGCCGGGGCCGUCACGCUGUCCAGCUUCGUGGUGGCGGGCUCCAGCCCUCCGUCCCAGGGUUCGCUCUCAGGCGCCGUCCUGGUCCCGUUCUCCCUCCAUCGCUGGAGCUCUGAACCCAGCUUGGCUCACUGCAGCCUGGCUCGCGGCUGCGGUCAGCCCCCCCCCUCCUGCUCCACCACCAGCUCCGCCUCCACUCCCAGCUCCGUGUCCAGGCAGGGGACCCACCCCCCCGGUCGCCCCGUCCCCAACCCUCUCCUGACGGCGCCCGCUCCUCUGCGCCGGAGCGAGUCGGUGGGGAGGCGGCCUCUGCUGCGCCACGCCCCCCCGCACACUCCCAUCAUCCCCCAGCGGGACUCGGACUACGAGUUGGAGCCGGAGCGCGGCCGCAAGCGGGCGAUCGACAACCAGUACAUGUUGCUGUGAUCUGCUUAGUCGCAUACCUGCAUCACCUCGGAAAGACAGAAGUCACCUGUGAAGC